Molecule: messenger RNA, 1087 nt
Organism: Temnothorax curvispinosus
Lineage: Eukaryota; Metazoa; Arthropoda; Insecta; Hymenoptera; Formicidae
Product: S-methyl-5'-thioadenosine phosphorylase-like
Exons: 5
Biological process (GO): nucleoside metabolic process
Cellular component (GO): cytosol
Molecular function (GO): S-methyl-5-thioadenosine phosphorylase activity
Source: RefSeq, a predicted model, not a curated record
GUGGGAUUAAUAUGUGGUUCGGGUCUGGGUGAGACCCUACACAAAACGUUCAAUUGUAGCAGCAUAACAAGUCGCGAGAAUGCAGAGAACGACUUCGGAUAUCCGUCCAGUGAUCUAUACUAUGGAUGCAUUGAUGGAGUAAACAUAGUGCUACUGGCUAGACAUGGUGCAGGGCAUGUAUUUAGCCCUACCGGAGUUAAUUAUCGUGCUAAUAUAGAAGCGUUACGGCUUGCUGGAUGUACCCACAUAUUGGCGUCUACUGCGUGUGGAUCAUUGACGGAAUCUAUCAGCAGGGGACAAUUAGUUGUGCCUGAUAGCUUCAUAGAUAAAACUAAUUCCAGAAAGGGCACGUUCUAUGACGGAACAUCUGCCAAGUACAGCGGAGUAUGCCACAUGCCGAUGGAGCCUGCGUUCGAUCCGCGAACGUCGGAGAUCUUGUUGCAAGCGGCAAAAAAAUUGGGAUACAACAUAAAAAAGGGUGGAACAGUAGUAACUAUCGAAGGACCGCGCUUUUCCUCCAAAGCGGAGAGUAACGCUCUGCGUCUUUGGGGUGGACAUUUGGUCAACAUGACUAUAUGCCCGGAGGUAUUUCUAGCAAAAGAAGCCGGUCUUUUAUACGCAGCUGUAGCAAUGGCGACUGAUUAUGAUUGCUGGAAAGAAAGCGAGGACAAUGUUCAUGCAGCCGACGUAUUAGUUGUGUUCAGGCAAAAUGUUGAUAAAAUAACGAAUGUGUUACUGGAGGCAGUGAAGAUUAUUGGCUGUGGAGAUUGGGAGCAGGAUAUUCUUAAAUUGAACGACUUAAUUGAGAGCAGCAAUGUGACUGCAAAGAAAUAAAGCUUCUACUUGCAAAGCAGAAUGAAAAAAACCCCUAUAUAUACAUACAUAUACAUAAUCAUAAAUACAUAAUAUUAUCAAAGCUGUGUAAGAUAUAUAAGAGUUUAUUGAAGAGUUCUAUACAUUCCACGGGCGGAAAUUUUUGUACAGAAGCUAUUAUACGAAGAAUCAAUUUAUUUUAUGAUGACAUUUUACGACAUAAUCACAAAUAAGAGCUUGUGUUAAAUUAUUACAUAAAAUUGCGUUAUAUACA